GAAUUCUGAGGAACAAAAAGUUCAAGUCCAUGGAGACACUCAUAGUUUUUGACUUUGAUCUCACCAUUGUAGACUGUGACAGUGAUCCAUGGGUGAUGGAGCAACUUGGAGCAACUCAACUCUUUAAUUCCUUGCUUCCAACACUUCCAUGGAACCCUCUCAUGGAUAAAAUGAUGGGAGAGUUGCAUGGACAAGGAAAGUUAAUAAGUGACAUCCAAAAUGGGUUAAGGAGGAUUCCUCUUUAUCCAGAGACCAUCAGAACCAUUAAGUUUGCCUUCUCUUUAGGGUGUGAUCUGCGAAUUGUGAGCGAUGCCAACAUUUUCUUCAUAAAAACCAUUCUUGAAACCCAUGAUUUGCUCCAGUACUUCACAGAGAUUAAGACAAAUCCCGCAUACGUUGAGGAAAGUGGGAGAUUAAGAAUUUGCCCAUUUCAUCCCUUGACAGAGGAUCCUCAUGGCUGCAAUCUCUGCCCUCCCAACAUGUGCAAGGGAGCAAUUAUUGAUGAAAUGAGGAAGUCCAUUAAAGAUGGGUCUGCCAAGCGUUUUAUUUAUCUUGGAGAUGGCGCUGGAGAUUUCUGCCCUACCUUGAAGUUAACUGAGGGAGAUCAUGUUUUCCCCAGAAAAGAGUACCCACUUGGGAAGCUGAUUGAGAAGAAUCCAGAAAUGGUGAAAGCUCAAGUUCAUGGCUGGUCAAAUGCUAAGGAUGUUGAGGAUUUACUGAUGAAGUUGCUUAAACCUUCACAACAAGAUCUCUCUCUUUAGUUUCUUUUACAAGUUGCAAAACUCUCUAGUUUUCAUGAAUUUUCCCUUGUGUUGGUUGUGGUAUUAAUAAUAAUGAUGAUAUGAUUAGUAAUGAUAAAG
Cryptomeria japonica (Japanese cedar) is the source of this 860-nucleotide messenger RNA. RefSeq names its product inorganic pyrophosphatase 2-like. The transcript is spliced from 5 exons. Bases 30 to 761 code for a protein of 243 amino acids. Gene Ontology annotation, molecular function: phosphatase activity. The record is from RefSeq and is a predicted model, not a curated record. NCBI's taxonomy places the organism in Eukaryota, Viridiplantae, Streptophyta, Pinopsida, Cupressales, Cupressaceae.